UAUAGUUGAGAUUAGAGACAUCUUGCCAGAAUGAUUUCUUCAAAGCCCAGACUUGUCAUACCUUAUGGCCUCAAAACUCUGCUGGAGGGAGUAAGCAGAGCUGUUCUCAAAGUCAACCCAUCAAACAUCAACCAGUUUGCAGCAACGUAUUUUAAAGAACUUAUUGCAUUUAGAGAAGGGAAUGGAUGUCAGGACAUAAAAGAGCUGAUUAAAUUAUUUCAUCAGCUUAAAGUAGAGAAAUGGUCAGAAGGAUUGACACAAGAGAAGAAAACAGAAUGUGUGAAAGAAUCAGAAGAAUCGCCUUUAAUUUGUCAAGAACCUAAACGGGUGGAAAAAUCUACGGACACAGCGGAGGACAAUAUCAGUCCAACAUCACUGAACAACAAAACCACUCAGUUCCCGUUACUUAAUUUUCCAUGCCCAGCUGAGGAGGCAACUGAAGUCGUCUGUGGUCCUUCAAAACCAGUCACCCCUAAGAGUAUCACCCCACCUUCUUCACCAUCUCCAGAGUUUGCCUAUGUGCCUGCUGAUCCAGCUCAGUUUGCUGCUCAGAUGUUAGCAAUAGCAGCAAGUGAAGCAGGACAACCACCACCAUAUUCUAACAUGUGGACCCUUUAUUGUCUAACUGAUAUGAAUCAACAAAGUCGCCCGUCACCACCACCUGCACCUGGGCCUUUUCCCCAAGCCACCCUCUAUUUAUCUAAUUCUAAGGAUCCACAGUUUCUGCAGCAUCCACCGAAAGUUACUUCUCCAACCUAUGUGAUGAUGGACGACAACAAGAAGACCAAUGCCCCACCUUUUAUUUUAGUAGGCUCCAAUGUUCAGGAAGCUCAGGAUUGGAAAACGCUUCCUGGACAUAAUAUUGUUUCACAGUCAGAAGCCUUGAAGAGAUAUGCUGCAGUCCCAGUACCCAUUGCUGUUCCUGCAGAUCCUAAAUACCAGAAACACAUCCCUAAUCCCCAGAGUGUUAGUCCUCCUACUAGAAAAGAGGUCCCCAGAUCACAAAGUCCAGUUUUCCUUUCUGUUGCUUUCCCAGUAGAAGAUAAAGCAAAAAUGGUUUCACAAAAAGGUACAGGAUCUGGUGAAAAACCUCCCUUGGGAAGUUAUGGUAUUGCUGGAGAAAUUACUGUAACUACUGCCCAGGUUCGCAAAGCAGAAAGUUAA
Molecule: messenger RNA, 1164 nt
Organism: Suncus etruscus (white-toothed pygmy shrew)
Lineage: Eukaryota; Metazoa; Chordata; Mammalia; Eulipotyphla; Soricidae
Gene: CABYR
Product: calcium binding tyrosine phosphorylation regulated
Exons: 4
Coding region: 31-1164 (377 amino acids)
Biological process (GO): sperm capacitation
Cellular component (GO): sperm fibrous sheath; cytoplasm
Molecular function (GO): calcium ion binding
Source: RefSeq, a predicted model, not a curated record